UGUUUCCAUGUGGGUUGAAAGGACACUUUCAUUUUGUUACACUACACUGAAACAAAGUGCUGAGACAUCUGUAAACAUUUAAGGAAAUACUAAUCUCAGUAAUGCAUGACAAUGCAUUUGUUCUCUAAUAUCCAGAAUUGAUCAUAUGUAAUAACAAAGCAGCAUGAGUAAUGCAUAGUCUUUUGACCUUCUCUGUCUCUUUCUCUCCCUUUCCUUUUUGCAGUGCUGCUUGAGCUCAUCUGGGCAAUUGUUUCAAACGUUUCAUGGCAAAGACCAAGCAGCCAAUGAAAUUAACGCACGCUCUGUCUAUUUACUAAAAUCCUGUACUCGAAACCAAUCAGAUUUGAGUGGGCGUGUCCGGCUGAGUCGCGGCGGGGUAGAAACAGAGCAGAGCAUUACUGAAGGAUUCGCUUGAGAAUGGCGGCUGCUGCGUGCAGUACGCAGAGCACUCUAAACCCAUGCUCUGGCAAACUGCACACAGAGCAUUUGCGGAAAAGUGAAUAUUCGCGAAGACAAGCUGCGCUUUUAUUUCUCACUAAUAUAUCCCUGGACGGACGUCCUGUGCGGAAUAAUGCGAGCGCCGCUGGCCGCGGUGAUGCUGAGUUCCAGUGCGCUGACAUCGGCGCGGCUGUGAGCGAACUGUCCGAUGGGACCUUCAACAGUCUCUCUGUGCCCAGACUCGGGCUGCUCAACGCCCCACCCAUUCUGGUUCUACCGUCGGAUUCUGGGUUCGGAAACGUCGGGAGCACGGAGGUGUUCCUGGAGCGGGAGAGCGGCUCGUUCUCCUCGCAGGGGAAUCUCCUCUCCCCGAGCAGUCUGCUGCCCCCUCCGCUGGGAGCGCGGAAGUCACCGACUCUGCUGUCCGUGCAGAGCUGCGGCUCUUCGCUGGACUCGCGACCACGGAGUCGAAAUCCAUCUGGCUCUCCUCGUCCACGCUCCAUGAAGAAGAUCCACUUUAUUAAGAACAUGAGGCAGUAUGACACCAGGGGCAGCAGGAUUGUGUUAAUCUGCGCCAAAAGGUCUUUGUGUGCCGCCUUCUCUGUGCUGCCAUAUGGAGAGAGCUUCCACAUCAGUGACCCUUGUUUGGAUGCUCAGCGGCGUAGGCACUCCUCUGGUGCGAUAUCUGCCACUCUAGAGAUGCUUCCUGGGCUGGAGGGGGUGGAGCUGGGCAUCUACGGCAGGACAGUGUCGUACGCUCAGUUCCUGUAUCCCACUAAUGCUCUGGACCGGCACAAGCCCUCAGUGGACCUCGCUCUACCAAUGCCCUUUUCCAGAAACAGCAUCCCUCGCAGUUGUCCACCCUCUCGCCUCAACAGCGCUGUGGGACUGGAUCUGGGCCUUGAAGACAUUGACUAUGAGCCUAACCUGCUCAGUGACCCUCAGUGGCCGUGUGGAAAACAUAAAAGAGUUCUCAUCUUUGCCUCAUACAUGACAACAGUUAUAGAGUACGUCAAGCCAUCAGAUCUAAAGAAGGACAUGAAUGAGACUUUUAAGGAAAAAUUCCCCCACAUCAAGCUCACACUGAGCAAAAUUAGAAGUUUGAAAAGAGAAAUCCGUUCAGUGGGAGAGGAGUCCGGUUUGCAACCAGUCACCAUAGCGAUGGCGUUUGUUUACUUUGAGAAGCUGGUCCUUCAGGGACGUCUGAACAAGCAGAACAGGAAGCUGGUGACGGCCGCGUGCCUCCUGCUGGCCGCCAAGAUCAGCAGUGACCUGAAGAAACAAGAGGUCAAACAGCUGAUUGUCAAAUUAGAGGAGAGGUUCCGGAUCAGUCGGCGGGAGUUGAUAGCGUUUGAGUUCACUGUCCUGGUAGCACUCGAGAUGGCACUUUACCUACCAGAGAGUAAAGUCAUGCCACACUACCGCAGACUGGUACAGCAGACCUGACAUUUCCCUGCAGCUGUGGCCAGACCGGAGGGUUCAGUGUGGUUGUGCACAUGCAGUGAAGGAGAGGAUGUCCAUGCAGAUGAGAUGCAUUAAGCGGCUGAGAGGACGGGACCUGGCGUUCCCGCCAUUGUGGUUUCAGGUGUCAGAGCAAAUACAUGUCAAAAUGAAGCUUUGAGGAAGAUCUGAUGUUCCAAAUGAUGCUUUUUAUAGCAACUGUGCCAGCAGUGUUUGUUUUCUUGGCUGUCUGUUUUAGUGAUCAUCACAGGAAUACUGUAUAGGAAAACAUCUAGAAGGAUCUCUUUUUUUUAGAUUCAGAAGAGGAGUGUUUUAUUGAAACAGUAAGCCAUAAGAGGCAUCAUGUCAUGUUUAAGAAUGCCUCCUUACCUUUGGUAAAAUCAUUGGAAUGCAUAGACUUAAGUAGCUUAUUGCUUUCAAAUAAUAGUAAUAUUCAAUAAUAUUCAAUAAUUUAACUUUUAGUAAUAAUUCAGUAAAGUCAAUAAUUAAUUUAAUAUUAAUAAUUAUCAAAAUAUACAAUUCUUCUGCCAAAAAUAUACAUUAGGGUGUUUGUGGUUGCCAAGCAACUUGGUGCAUUAAUAAAGUAUGGCGACGGAACAGCUUAGAACCAAUUAGAAUUUAGAGUCUGAACUAUUUGUUUUAUUAUUUAAUUUAAAAACACUCAAACGACUCCUGCUUCCUCACUUGUGUGAAACAUAGAAGCGUGCAUGCAUACUGUAUUUUUUUAUUCUGUAUCUAUGUACCAAAAAUUACUUAUUUAAUGUAAAUCUAUCCUUUUGUACAUUUUAGAACAAUCAUAUAUUCACUGUAACACUAAAGCACUUUUAAAAAAAUUGUUUUACUAAAACAUAUGCAAUAAUCAUAUAAUCAUUAGCAUAGAAUACUGUAUGUCAUGUAAAUAUGCACUUACAUUUGUUGCAUUAUUCAAUGACAAAGCCUACCUUAGUAUUCAAACCUAAUCUGUUCUUCGUCUUUGACGGCCUUAUUACAGGGCUCCGCUGCACUUUAUUGGGAAGAGUGCUCUAUAAUAGAGCUGAUUUCAGGAAAAGCACAUUUAAAGUGCUGCCAUGUUGUUCUUUCUCAUUUACAACAAAUAUUGUCAGUGUAAUCCAUGUCCUGCUUUCUACUUGGAGUUUUGUCUGUGACUAUUAUUCAAUGUCAUAUUAAAUGUUUUUACACAGUGUCAAAAUAUUGGAAAGGCCACACAAAUAUUGUUUUAAUCAAGCUUUCCGCUUUUGAUUUACAGGAAUAGUUCACCCAAAAAAUAAAUAUUCUGUUUUGUAUUUUAUUAUAUAUUUGUAAUAUUUACUCACCGCCAUGUCAUUCUAAACCAUAUGCUGUUGUUUUUCAGUGGAGCAGUAAAGGAGAAUUUUUAAAGAAUCUUCCAGAAGCUCUUUUCAAUAAAAGCUCAUAGUGACCACGUCUAUUGAGCUCCAAAAAACAUAAAUAUGCCAUAACUUUCCAUAGAAGUUGUCCAUAUUACUUGUGCACUAUAUUCCAAGUCUUAUGAAACAUGCAUGAUACCAAAAUUUAAGCCGUUAUUCCCUGAAAAUCUUCCCCUCCGUUGCAGUUUUCAAAUCUCACUUUCCAUUCAGCAUGAAUUCUAAAUGGCUUCAGAAGGUAUUGAAUAUACUGCACGAGUCGCAUUUAUAAUUUUUGGGUGCUUUAAUGGUGUUUUUUGUCCUUUUUGGAGCUUGAAAGAUGUUGUCACCAUGAAUUGCCAUUGCACAGAAAAAAAGUCACAUGGAUAUUAUAAUUUUUUUGCGCUUAACAAUAAUAAACAUAAUAUGAACACAGUAGAAGACAGGCACAGGGUAAGAGAAAGUGAAGGAAUAUAUACAGUAUAUAGCUUGUGUGACAUUUAACAGGAUGAAUAAGAGGGGAAGAAAAUACAUAAAAUACAAACACACAAACAAACAAAAAACAAUCUUUUGUGUUCCGUGGGAAAAGUCAAGUCAAAAGGGUUUGAAACGACAUAAGGGAGAGAAAUAAAUUCCUUUAAUACUUAAUCAUGAUGAUAUAUUUAUAAUAAAUUGGCAACAGUUUGUGAAUUGCAAUGCAUCCAAUAGGAUUUCUAUUUUGGAAUACUUAAAAGUUUCCUGUUUAUUAAUUGCAUACCAUAAAAUAUUAGAUUCAGCAUCUAACUUUCUAAAAACUAUAAACAUGACAAUCCUAUAUCAUGGUGUUAUCUAAAAAAAGACAGUGUUAUUCAUAAAAAUGUCAUUAGUUGUGUUGAAAUUAAACAGGUUUUCUACUAUUUCCAUUCUUUCAGUCCCUAAAAUCUAUGCAGUACUUUAGACAAUAUUGUUUUUUCCAUUUACUCACAAAACAUACUCUUCCCAAUUCUUACUCCUCUCUGCCUGAUUUUAUGGAUUCACAUUUUAGUGUGAGCAGAAACUCUGUUGUGGAAAGGUUGUGUGUUACCUUAGUUUGGGAGCAAUUCCCUGUAUAUAUGUAGUUUCAAUCGAUACAUUUUAUCCACAUUUUUUUUUUUUAUGUAUCUUUCUUAUAUUUUUAUGAUUCUUGAAAUAAGAAAUUAUUUCCUGAUAUAAAUCUGCUUGUUCAAAAACUGUGACCUUCAGCAUUCAGAAAUAUGUGAGACAUUUGCACUUUUUUUAAGCAGUCUAGUGUGUGCAUAUUAUGUGAUGAGUUUUGGGCUGUGCUCGGAAUAGCAUACUAACAUACUUUUCUUACUAUAUUUGCAGUAAAUAGUAUGUAAUAUAUAUGCAACAUCAUGAGGUCUUGUAACAAUGUUUGCAUGUUUAUAGUGAUAUAAUGCUUACAGUUUCACUUACUGUUUUUUAAAUUCCAGGCAGUAUAGUGCACACUGCACAGUACUUAGUGAGUAGUAAGCUACAGUAGUAUUCCAUUCUCAGCAUAGCUGUGGUUGCCCUUUUUUGUCCUUCACAUUACAGGGGCUUUUAUUCACAGUACUCUGCUAUGGCUGCCAUCUAGAGGUGUGUGUGUGCUACUUUUUGUGUUUUAGAGCCCUUGAGCAACCUAAAUACUGUAGAUAUAAAAGUCUAACAAUCACGUUAACACACAUUCAAUUCAAGUGCCUAGGAAUUUUUGUAAUGGAUGAUAUGGUAAAAAGAGAAAAUGGAAGUAAAGCAUUAGUUUAAUUAUUUAGUUUAGCUAUUGCACUGUGAUUUUCUAUAUACCCACAGCACCUUCAUCCUGUUUAAUCUGUAAUUAUAAAGGUGUGCUUUAAAGAACAUAAUCCAGCUAUUCAGACAGGGUAAUAUUCUGGUUUAAUAGCCUGUUUCAGCUAUAGCCAAUCAAUCAAUGAGUCUUUCAGUGUUUGAUAUACAGUGUAUUUACUUUUGUUUCACUUGUGUCUUUGCCUGCAGUAGCACUGUGGACCUCGUUUUGUAUUUCAAGGGUCAGAGGCCUGAUAGAAUGGAGAAGUGACAACAAAAAAAUACAUUUCCUCUGAUCUCUUCCAUGGAGUUGAGCAGAAUUUGCUCAUCUUCAAUAACGAAUUAUGCUGGGAAAGAAGCCAGCACAAGAUAAGGGGUAUGGCAGCAUUGUGGUGCUGCUAAAAUCAAGUCGACAUCUUGCUCUGUUGAGGUAGAGAUAAAGCUUGUUUCUCAUUGAUACUCUUGUGUUUAACCAGCACCUCAAGUGCAGCAAACAGUUCAUGUGCUUCCUUGUCUUUGUUAAAUCUCGUUUCUUGGUUUGUUUCUGUUUACUUUAUCUUUUACCUGAAUCAUUUGUGUCAUAAUGAGUUUUAUCUGUGUAAAUGUGCAAUUAGCCUUUAGGUUACAUUUGUUUAGUAUGUUUAUGAUGAAUUAUAUUUGAAUAUUAUUUGUUAUAAUUGUUGAAUUAUUGAGCACUUUCACAAAUAUAUUUUCUGAGAUCACUGAAGACUUGUGCAAGUGAAUUCUUUCUUUACAUCCCUCUAUGUAUAAAAUGUAACCUUCUAGUAUCUGUACAUCUCACUUGCACAUAUGAGAUCUACAUAGUGGUGGACACUGUUAGUACGGAAAUCUUUAGGUAGUUAUAGCAUUGUACUGAUGCAUGAAUAUGAGUUCCUGAAACUGGUAGGGAAAUUGUAUGUUAAUAAUAUGAUCACUACUACUAAAAGGUAACAAUAAGGUAAGGUAAUAUUCUGUGCUAAAUCCUGGAAAUGACAUGACAUCCAUGUAGGGAUACUAGGAGGGACAAGAUGUAACUUUCUUCGGGUUUACUUGCUGAACAAUGUUUCACUGUAUAGAUGUGUGAACAUCCACAGCAAGUAAAAAAUAUUUUCUUUUUUUUUUCUUUUUUUUAAUGCAAAGCUUAAGUUCCUUAUACUGACUCCAGCCGUGACGAUCAUAAACCCUAAUAAAGAUGCUUAUUGAUGUCACUCCUGCACACUGAACAGAGAAGGAUCCUAUUUUACAUAAAAAGGCAGUAGUCUUUCAAGCUCCAAAAAGCCUUAUAUUUCACAUUAUACAUUAUAGAUAUUACAGUUUUAUCUUCUGUUAAUGCCUGAGCUUCUGUAAAGCUGCUUUGAAACGAUAAGUGUUGUGAAAGGUGCUAUACAAAUAAAAAUGACUUGACUUGA
This is a messenger RNA of Myxocyprinus asiaticus (Chinese sucker), 6448 nucleotides long. Its product is annotated as CDK5 and ABL1 enzyme substrate 2-like. The record is from RefSeq and is a predicted model, not a curated record. NCBI's taxonomy places the organism in Eukaryota, Metazoa, Chordata, Actinopteri, Cypriniformes, Catostomidae. The transcript is spliced from 9 exons. The coding region runs from base 418 to 1884 and encodes 488 amino acids. Gene Ontology annotation, biological process: regulation of cell cycle.